AUGCCUGUACCAACACAAGAUCAAUUUAAACACUUUGCUAAUCGUUUUGAGCUACUAUGGAACCUUCCCAAUUGCAUUGGUGCCUUGGACGGGAAGCACAUUCAAAUUGAGAAAUUUCCACACACAGGUUUUGAAAAUUUUAAUUAUAAACAUUUUCACUCUACAGUACUUAUGGCAUGCUGUGACGCAGAUUGCCUUUUCACCAUCAUUGAGCCGGGUUUUGCUGGACGUAACAGUGACGGAGUAAUUUUUAAAGCAUGUGCAAUGAACUACUGGAUGACCCAUGGGGGUUUUAACAUCCCCUCACCCUCCUCAUUACGACAUGAUGAAAGUAACACUCCAUUUCCUUACUACUUUGUCGGAGAUGAAGCGAUUCCACUGUCUCGAAACUUAUUGAGACCCUAUUCAAGUAGAACCCUUGAUAAUACGAAGAGAAUAUUUAAUUAUAGAUUGAGACGCGGAAGAAAAUCUAUUGAAUGUGUGUUUGGUAUGGCAGCAGAAAAGUUUGCGGUGUUGAAUGGGCCCAUACGAUGUCGUGAUCCAACAACAGUGAAUGAUAUAAUAAAAUCUGCCUGCAUCCUUCACAAUUUCGUAUGGAAACGAGAAGGAAUUGAGUACAGACCCCACGACACAGCAAAAAUGGACGAGACCGCGGAAGUACCAACCAACAUACGAGUACGAGAUAUGUCUAUACACGAAGGUUCUUCAGCGACUACUUUGAGGAAUCAUUUGGCAAACUAUUUUCUUUCUCUUCGUACAAGUCUCCCCUGGCAGUGGAAAUUCGCAGUACCGGAAGGGAAUACAGAAUAA
Molecule: messenger RNA, 810 nt
Organism: Macrosiphum euphorbiae (potato aphid)
Lineage: Eukaryota; Metazoa; Arthropoda; Insecta; Hemiptera; Aphididae
Source: the annotation of a GenBank genome assembly